GUCUGCACCCUAUUCCACGAGAUCGGUCAGGAAAACUGUACUAUUCCAACACUUCGAUAUCAAUUCCGAUCAGUGAAUGUUGAGUGGAAUUACUUUUGUGAAAGCGCAAAGACCAUAAAGAAUUCGAUUUCGAUGCAAAUGAUUGGCGUGCUAAUCGGGUCAGCAUUGUUCGGUCAAAUUAGCGACUCAUUUGGUAGACGAAAGGGCAUGUUAGUGACGAUGACAGGGAUGGCUAUCGGAUGGAUAGUGGUUGCAAGGUCCUCCAGCCUUACCUUUUUCACGGUCAGCCGUACUGCUGUAGGGUUCUUCACCGGCGGAAGCAUUUCAGUGUUGAAUGUAUUCAUCAUGGAGAACAUUCCUAAAAGACAUCGAAUGUGGAUCAACAUGGCGAUCACCUGGUCUCCUAACAUGCUACCAUUUGCGGCUAUGGCAUGGAUGACCGGAGAAUGGCGCUCAUUAGCCCUAGUCAAUGCUAUCGUUUGUGUACCUGGUCUCGUGUUUUGCUUCCUGUGCAUCCAUGAAUCACCACGAUGGUUGAUUCAGAGAGGAAAGGUCGUCCAGGCCCAGGAAAUAAUGCGGCGUGAAUUUGGCAUUUCAAAGGAAGGACUAGUCCACGAAAACCUGCAUGAUGUUGUAAGAGGGGAGUACGAGCUGAUGCUUCGUGCUGACUCCCAAAAGCGUCGCUAUUCAUUCUAUCAUCUAUUUUGCUCUCCGAAGCUUGCCAUCACCACCAUAGUUCUGGCGUUCAGCUAG
Molecule: messenger RNA, 753 nt
Organism: Ostertagia ostertagi
Lineage: Eukaryota; Metazoa; Nematoda; Chromadorea; Rhabditida; Trichostrongylidae
Source: the annotation of a GenBank genome assembly